UUUUCAAGUUAGUGACUCACUUCACCUGCAACACAAGAUUCUUGAGAGAGAAAAAAAGAAAGAAAGAAAGAAAAGAAAAAAAAUGGGCCAAGAAGAUGAUAUGAUGAUGUCGAUGGCGAUGAGGAAAGGGCCAUGGACAGAGCAAGAAGAUGUUCAGUUGGUUUCUUUUGUGAACAUGUUUGGAGAUCGACGAUGGGAUUUCAUAGCAAAAGUUUCAGGUUUAAAAAGAAGUGGAAAGAGUUGCAGAUUGAGAUGGGUAAACUAUCUACACCCAGGUCUCAAAAGAGGCAAGAUGACUCCUCAAGAAGAGCGUCGAAUCCUUGAGCUUCAUUCUAAAUGGGGCAAUAGGUGGUCAAGGAUUGCUGCAAAGCUUCCAGGACGAACUGAUAAUGAGAUUAAGAAUUAUUGGAGGACCCAUAUGAGGAAAAGGCACAAGAACAGAAAAGAGCCUUAUCUCCAUCUUCAUCGCUCUCAGAUUCAUCUUCUUACUCAUCAAUAUAUACUAGCAAUCAUACUUUCCAUUCAAUGCAAAUGAUGGAAACCAAAGAAAAAAGUUUCUACGACACCGGAGGGUUAGAAAUGUUGACUAUCACAAAAGGGGAAAAGCAAUAGCAAUACCAUUACAAGUAUUGCUACUAGUCUUAACAAUAGUAGUGAGGGAGAAAAUGGAUAUAAUUCAAUGGAUGAAAUAUGGAAGAAUAUAGAUUUAUUAGAAGACGAUGGUAUAAGACCUAUUUUUGGCAUGUCCAACGAAAUAACACCUUCUCCAAUAUGGGAUUACUCUCUCAACAUGCUAUGGAUGAUUGAUGGCCAAGAGGAGAUAGGAAGUAAUAUGUUUUUUCCCGACAACAAGCGAGCAAUUUAGCACAAGGUUAAUCGGCUAACUUAGUUUUAAAUCAUAAAUUAAAUUGGUUGUUGAUAUUAAGAUAUUAAAUUCAAACUCUUGUAUGACAUGCUAUUGAAAUAAUAUAAUAAAC
Molecule: messenger RNA, 977 nt
Organism: Lactuca virosa
Lineage: Eukaryota; Viridiplantae; Streptophyta; Magnoliopsida; Asterales; Asteraceae
Source: the annotation of a GenBank genome assembly